Messenger RNA from Athene cunicularia (burrowing owl), 1083 nucleotides. It is a transcript of the gene SEZ6, whose product is annotated as seizure related 6 homolog. Gene Ontology annotation, cellular component: endoplasmic reticulum; dendritic shaft; dendritic spine. The transcript is spliced from 4 exons. NCBI's taxonomy places the organism in Eukaryota, Metazoa, Chordata, Aves, Strigiformes, Strigidae. The record is from RefSeq and is a predicted model, not a curated record. Gene Ontology annotation, biological process: regulation of dendrite development; synapse maturation. The annotation marks the transcript as partial.
UUGCCGGCCCAGGGCUACAAUGGGCUGGCAAGGAAAACAGGGGAGAGCGCUGAGGCUGAGGGGGAACCAACGGCACUGCCCACGCCAGCGGAGCGGGAGGCAGAGGCUCGCUUCGUGAGCACAGCGCCCACGCUGAAGCUCCUCAACCACCACCCGCUGCUGGAGGACCUGCUGCAUGAAGCCUUCCUGAAGAAGGACUACCUGGGCCAGGCACCAUUCUUACCCGCUGGCCCUGGCCCCCUUUUGCCUGCCAGUGCCCUCCAGCCAGACCCCGGACCCCCGGCCCCUGAGCCCCCGCCACGCACCCCUGCCCUGCCCAGAGCUGCCUUCCCCACCGACCCGCUGACCACCCCGGCAGGGCGCCCAGGGCCAUGGGGGGAGGCAUGGGGGGCCAUGCCAGGUGCCGACCCCUCGUGGUCCCCCACUGGGGUGUUGGAGUCAGGCCCCGCGUCCCCCAGCCAGGCACCCACCACCGCUGGCACGUCCCUGGAACCCCACACCGGGGCUGCCGUGUUCCCUGGGGAUGAGGAGGGGACCACCACCACCUCCACCAUCACCACCACCACUGUCACCACGCUGCAGGGGCCAGUCCCCUGCAACCGGACACUAGCGGGCCCUGAGGGCUGGCUGGUGUCCCCGGAACCAGCUGGGGUCCCCUAUGAUGGCAGCCUGGACUGCACCUACACCGUCUCUGUCUACCCUGGCUACGGCGUGGAGCUCAAGGUCCAGAACAUCAGCCUGGCAGACGGGGAGACACUGAUGGUGGAGAGCACAGGGGGCCUGGAGCCCACCCUCCUGGCCAACGAGUCCUUCCUGCUGCGGGGCCAGGUCAUCCGCAGCCCCGCCAACCUCCUCACCCUCCGCUUCCAGAGCCCCCGGCCCCCCAGCCCUGGCUCCUACUGCUUCCACUACCAAGGUAUGGGGCAGUGUCCACCGCUGGCACGGACCCCCUGGUACCCCCUCGAGGGCUCCCUUGCCAGCAUGGUGGUAAUUUGGAGCGUGGCGAUGCACGGCAGAGUUUAUCUGUGCCACUGGCAGGUUAAGCGGGCACCGACCCGGGGAAGAAUGCUAAUGGAGAGCUAA